Messenger RNA from Lynx canadensis (Canada lynx), 4671 nucleotides. RefSeq names its product regulating synaptic membrane exocytosis 2 (gene RIMS2). Gene Ontology annotation, molecular function: transmembrane transporter binding; small GTPase binding. Lineage: Eukaryota; Metazoa; Chordata; Mammalia; Carnivora; Felidae. Gene Ontology annotation, biological process: regulation of membrane potential; positive regulation of synaptic transmission; regulation of synaptic plasticity. The record is from RefSeq and is a predicted model, not a curated record. Gene Ontology annotation, cellular component: presynaptic membrane; cytoskeleton of presynaptic active zone.
GGGUGCCGCCGCCGCCGCCAGUGGAGUUGCCUCCCUGCUUCCCUAGGGUGGUUAGGCUCCACCAAACAUGUCGGCUCCUGUCGGGCCGCGGGGCCGCCCGGCUCCCACCCCGGCGGCCUCUCAGCCGCCCCUGCAGCCCGAGAUGCCCGACCUCAGCCACCUCACGGAGGAGGAGAGGAAAAUCAUCCUGGCCGUCAUGGAUCGGCAGAAGAAAGAAGAGGAGAAGGAGCAGUCGGUGCUCAAAAAACUUCAUCAGCAGUUUGAAAUGUACAAGGAGCAGGUGAAGAAGAUGGGAGAAGAAUCACAACAGCAGCAAGAACAGAAGGGUGACGCCCCAACCUGUGGUAUCUGCCACAAAACUAAAUUUGCUGAUGGAUGUGGCCAUAACUGUUCGUAUUGCCACAAGUUCUGUGCUCGUUGUGGAGGUCGAGUGUCAUUACGUUCAAACAAGGAGGACAAAGUGGUUAUGUGGGUAUGUAAUUUGUGCCGAAAACAACAAGAAAUCCUCACUAAAUCAGGAGCAUGGUUUUAUAACAGUGGAUCUAACACACCACAGCAACCUGAUCAAAAGGUUCUCCGAGGACUGCGGAACGAGGAGGCGCCUCAGGAGAAGAAGGCAAAACUGCAUGAGCAGGCCCAGUUCCAAGGACCCUCAGGUGACUUAUCUGUACCUGCAGUGGAGAAAAGUCGAUCUCAUGGGCUCACAAGACAGGAUUCUAUUAAAAAUGGGUCAGGAGUGAAGCACCAAAUUGCCAGUGACAUAGCUUCAGACAGGACACGAAGUCCCUCAGUAUCCAGAGAUCAGAAUAGAAGAUACGACCAAAGAGAAGAAAGAGAAGAAUAUUCACAAUAUGCUACUUCAGACAACGCCAUGCCUAGAUCUCCAUCAGAUUAUGCUGAUAGGAGGUCUCAGCGUGAACCUCAGUUUUACGAAGAGUCUGACCAUAUAAAUUACAGGGACUCCAACAGGAGAAGUCAUAGGCAUUCCAAAGAAUAUAUCGUAGAUGAUGAGGAUGUGGAGAGCAGAGAUGAAUAUGAAAGGCAAAGGAGAGAGGAGGAGUACCAGGCGCGCUAUCGAAGCGAUCCGAAUUUGGCCCGGUAUCCAGUAAAGCCACAGCCCUACGAAGAACAAAUGCGUAUUCAUGCUGAAGUGUCCCGAGCGAGGCAUGAGAGAAGGCAUAGUGAUGUCUCUUUGGCAAAUGCUGAACUGGAAGAUUCUAGGAUUUCUAUGCUGAGGAUGGAAAGACCAUCAAGGCAGAGAUCUAUAUCUGAACGUAGAGCUGCCAUGGAAAAUCAGCGAUCUUACUCAAUGGAAAGAACUCGAGAGGCUCAGGGACCAAGUUCUUAUCCACAAAGGACCACAAACCAUAGUCCUCCCACCCCGCGGAGGAGUCCAAUACCAAUUGAUAGACCAGACAUGAGACGUACUGACUCACUACGGAAACAGCACCACUUAGAUCCUAGCUCUGCUGUGAGGAAAACAAAACGGGAAAAGAUGGAAACAAUGUUAAGGAACGAUUCUCUCAGUUCCGACCAGUCGGAGUCCGUGAGACCUCCACCACCAAAGCCUCAUAAAUCAAAGAAAGGAGGUAAAAUGCGCCAGGUUUCAUUGAGCAGUUCAGAGGAGGAAUUAGCUUCCACGCCUGAAUACACCAGUUGUGAUGAUGUGGAGAUUGAAAGUGAGAGUGUAAGUGAGAAAGGAGACAUGGAUUACAACUGGUUGGACCAUACGUCUUGGCAUAGCAGUGAGGCAUCCCCAAUGUCUUUGCACCCUGUGACGUGGCAGCCAUCUAAAGAUGGAGAUCGUUUAAUUGGUCGUAUUUUGUUAAAUAAGCGUCUAAAAGAUGGAAGCGUACCUCGAGAUUCAGGAGCAAUGCUUGGCUUGAAGGUUGUAGGAGGAAAGAUGACUGAAUCAGGUCGGCUUUGUGCAUUUAUUACCAAAGUAAAAAAAGGAAGUUUAGCUGAUACUGUAGGACAUCUUAGACCAGGUGAUGAAGUAUUAGAAUGGAAUGGAAGGUUCUUGCAAGGAGCCACAUUUGAAGAAGUAUAUAACAUCAUUCUGGAGUCCAAACCUGAACCACAAGUGGAGCUUGUUGUUUCAAGACCUAUUGGAGAUAUCCCUAGAAUACCUGAUACCACACAUGCGCAACUGGAGUCUAGUUCCAGCUCAUUCGAAUCUCAAAAAAUGGAUCGCCCUUCUAUUUCCGUUACCUCUCCCAUGAGUCCCGGCAUGUUGAGGGAUGUUCCACAGUACUUGUCUGGACAACUUUCAAUAAAACUAUGGUUUGACAAGGUUGGUCACCAAUUAAUAGUUACAAUUUUGGGAGCAAAGGAUCUCCCUUCCAGGGAAGAUGGGAGGCCAAGGAAUCCUUAUGUUAAAAUUUACUUUCUUCCAGACAGAAGUGAUAAAAACAAGAGAAGAACUAAAACAGUAAAGAAAACAUUGGAACCCAAAUGGAACCAAACAUUCAUUUAUUCCCCAGUCCAUCGAAGAGAAUUUAGGGAACGGAUGCUAGAGAUCACGCUCUGGGAUCAAGCUCGAGUUCGAGAGGAAGAAAGUGAAUUCUUAGGAGAGAUUUUAAUUGAAUUAGAAACAGCAUUAUUAGAUGAUGAGCCACAUUGGUACAAACUCCAGACCCAUGAUGUUUCUUCAUUACCACUUCCCCACCCUUCUCCGUAUAUGCCACGACGACAACUCCAUGGAGAGAGCCCAACAAGGAGAUUGCAAAGGUCAAAAAGAAUAAGUGAUAGUGAAGUGUCUGACUAUGACUGUGAUGAUGGAAUUGGUAUAGUAUCAGAUUAUCGACACAAUGGUCGAGAUCUUCAAAGCUCAACAUUAUCAGUGCCAGAACAAGUAAUGUCAUCAAACCAUUGCUCACCAACAGGAUCUCCUCACCGAGUAGAUGUUAUAGGAAGGACUAGAUCAUGGUCACCUAGUGUCCCUCCUCCACAAAGUCGGAAUGUGGAACAGGGACUUCGAGGAACACGGUCUACUGCUGGACAUUAUAAUACAAUUAGCCGAAUGGAUAGACAUCGUGUGAUGGAUGACCAUUAUUCUCCAGAUAGAGACAGGGAUUGUGAAGCAGCAGAUAGACAGCCAUAUCACAGAUCCAGACCAACAGAACAACGGCCUCUCCUAGAGCGGACCACCGCCCGCUCCAGAUCCACUGAGCGUCCUGAUACAAACCUCAUGAGGUCGAUGCCUUCAUUAAUGACUGGAAGAUCUGCCCCUCCUUCACCUGCCUUAUCGAGGUCUCAUCCUCGUACUGGGUCUGUCCAAACAAGCCCGUCCAGUACUCCAGUAGCAGGACGAAGGGGCCGACAACUUCCUCAACUUCCACCAAAGGGAACACUGGAGAGAAAAGAAGUGGACUCCACAAGGAGAAGACAUACAGGUGCUAUGGAUAUAGACGAGAGAAAUCGCCAAAUGAAAAUUAACAAAUACAAACAGGUAGCCGGAUCAGACCCCAGACUGGAGCAAGAUUACCAUUCAAAGUACCGAUCAGGAUGGGAUCCUCAUAGAGGGGCAGAUAAUAUUUCCACUAAAUCUUCGGACAGUGAUGUAAGUGAUAUAUCCGCGGUUUCCAGGACUAGUAGUGCUUCUCGUUUCAGUAGCACAAGCUACAUGUCCGUCCAAUCAGAACGGCCAAGAGGAAACAAGAAAAUCAGUGUCUUUACAUCCAAAAUGCAAAGCAGACAAAUGGGCAUCUCAGGGAAGAACAUGACCAAAAGCACCAGCAUCAGCGGAGACAUGUGCUCGCUGGAGAAGAACGACGGCAGCCAGUCUGACACCGCAGUGGGUGCCCUGGGCACCGGCGGCAAAAAGCGGCGCUCUAGCAUUGGGGCCAAAAUGGUAGCUAUUGUUGGCCUCUCCAGGAAGAGUCGCAGUGCUUCUCAGCUCAGCCAAACGGAAGCCGGCGGUAAAAAGCUCCGGAGCACCGUCCAGCGAAGUACAGAGACGGGCCUGGCUGUGGAAAUGAGGAACUGGAUGACUCGGCAGGCGAGCCGAGAAUCUACGGACGGCAGCAUGAACAGCUAUAGCUCGGAAGGAAAUCUGAUCUUCCCUGGCGUCCGCUUGGCCUCCGAUAGCCAAUUCAGUGAUUUUCUGGAUGGCCUUGGCCCUGCCCAGCUAGUGGGGCGUCAGACUCUGGCUACACCUGCAAUGGGUGACAUUCAGGUAGGAAUGAUGGACAAAAAGGGACAAUUGGAGGUGGAAAUCAUUCGGGCUCGUGGCCUUGUUGUAAAACCAGGUUCCAAGACACUGCCAGCACCAUACGUAAAGGUGUAUCUGUUAGAUAAUGGAGUCUGCAUAGCCAAAAAGAAAACAAAGGUGGCAAGAAAAACGCUGGAACCCCUUUACCAGCAGCUAUUAUCUUUUGAAGAAAGUCCCCAAGGGAAGGUUUUACAGAUCAUUGUCUGGGGAGAUUAUGGCCGCAUGGAUCACAAAUCCUUUAUGGGAGUGGCCCAGAUACUUUUAGAUGAACUGGAGCUAUCCAAUAUGGUGAUUGGAUGGUUCAAACUUUUCCCUCCUUCCUCCCUAGUAGAUCCAACCUUGGCCCCUCUGACAAGAAGAGCUUCCCAAUCAUCUCUGGAAAGUUCAACCGGACCUUCUUACUCUCGUUCAUAGCAGCUGUAAAACUGUUGUCAUAGCAACCAGCGUUACAAAAAAAA